This is a messenger RNA of Penicillium verrucosum, 1860 nucleotides long. RefSeq lists its product as uncharacterized. The transcript has a single exon. The coding region runs from base 1 to 1860 and encodes 619 amino acids. NCBI's taxonomy places the organism in Eukaryota, Fungi, Ascomycota, Eurotiomycetes, Eurotiales, Aspergillaceae. The record is from RefSeq and is a predicted model, not a curated record.
AUGGAGAAAGGAAAGUUCACCUCUAUGCCCCAGCGUCGAACAUGGCACUGGGGAACCAUCGUCUGGUUGGCAGCAGCCGCAGGGAUAGUGGGCCUAGUGGGGUUCGGUAAAUUCCCUACUGCGCCGCGCUGGGCCUUCCGAGACGAUCCUCAAGUCCAAGACUCGCCCUAUGGAUCAUUCCCACAAGCAGACGACCCAUUCAAGUUCAUCCCAUGCACUGAUACCAGUCGUCCGCCGCCACUGGAUGACCCGACUCCGCAGCAAUCAUGGGCCGCCCUCUUCGACGCCGAUCCGAAUCAUUGGAGCUGGGGAAGCACAGGUGGAAUUUACCUGUGUGGAUACUUAGACCUACCGCUUGAUUAUCACAACUCUUCAGACUCUCGUAUUGUCAGAAUUGCAGUUACCAAGUUCCAGGUCGCCGGUCUCGCCCGUAGGAAUGAUCAUAGUAUUUCAUCCAAGAGCUACAGGAGUGAGCGCACUAUCAUCAUAAAUCCAGGAGGCCCUGGAGGAAGCGGAACAUAUUUCCUUUGGGAGGCCGCAGAGGAGAUCACCAGCCGCUUUAGUGAUGGACAACUCGAUGUGCUAGGGUGGGAUCCCCGCGGUGUUAAUUUCUCCCUGCCCGCCGCGGCAUGUUACCCCCAAGACGGGUUCCGGGACCGAUGGUCACUGCUAGCACUCCGAUAUCGCGAGGAGGCCCCAAAGGCCCAACUGGAGUCUAUGGAUGCCAUGAACAACGCCACCUUCUUUGCCUGCCAGCAACGGCUGGGAGAUUUUGGCCGCUUCAUCAGCACGGCGUCGGUGGCAAGGGACCUGGACGAGAUCCGAAAAGCACUCGACGAAGAAGAAGUCACAGGAUAUUUGGUUAGCUAUGGUACGGGGAUUGGCCAGACAUAUGUCAACAUGUUUCCCACCCGAGCGGGCCGUUUGAUUCUCGACGGUACGGAAUAUGUCAGGGAUCAUCGCGUUUUAGGCGGCUUUGGCUGGACUGCUCUCGACAACACGACAGAUGCAUGGCGCGACGGGUUCUUAGGGGAGUGUAUCAACUCCGGUCCGGAGUGGUGUGCAUUGGCCAAUCCCGUUUCUAGCCAGGAUGGUCCCGUCACACUUCCGCAGUUGGAAGCCCGUAUGACCCAACUACUUGAGUCUCUGAAAGCUCGCCCACCGUCCGCGUACACCGAAUCAGCCGGGCCUUCUCUGAUCACUUACUCAGCGCUCGUCGAGAGGGUUCUCUAUCCGGCUAUGUAUAGACCGGCAGACUGGCCGCGUACGGCACAAAUGCUCUACGAGCUCGAGGCAGGGAAUGCAACUCUAGCAGCCAACUCCCUAGAUCUCUCAUGGAGCGAUCACUCUGAAAAGCUACUCUAUCCGCAUGUCCCAUCUUCCACUGAACUCGAUCUCCUCGUGAUAUGUGCUGAUGCGUACGAUGCACCCCUUCCCGACGGACUUGGAUGGUGGGAUCAGUUGUGGGAGACAAUGUCUGCCCAGAGCUGGAUAGCUGGAAACUCCCGCUUCUUUUCGGUUCUGCCUUGUCGAUACUACAAUACCUAUUGGGACCGUCCUUCGGAGGUGUAUCGCGGCGAUCUCAACAAUACUCUCAAGACUCCUGCUUUGCUUAUAGCUUCGCCGUAUGAUCCUGCGACCCCGCUGCGCAAUGGACGAAGGCUUCUAGCCGAGAUGGGCCAAAAUGCCCGGUUGAUUGUUAAUCAUGCUUAUGGGCAUAGCUCUAGACGUGAUAUGUCGGACUGCACGGAUCGAGUUGCUAAAGAUUAUAUUCUGCAUGGAAUUGUUCCCAAGGAACAGGAAAUCCAGUGCUAUGCCAAUAACAAGCCUUAUGUUCGUGAACUUGUCAGCGACGAGUGA